Pipra filicauda (Wire-tailed manakin) is the source of this 1429-nucleotide messenger RNA. Its product is annotated as protein-glutamine gamma-glutamyltransferase K. The transcript has 8 exons. Lineage: Eukaryota; Metazoa; Chordata; Aves; Passeriformes; Pipridae. Gene Ontology annotation, molecular function: protein-glutamine gamma-glutamyltransferase activity. The record is from RefSeq and is a predicted model, not a curated record. The annotation marks the transcript as partial. Gene Ontology annotation, biological process: peptide cross-linking.
AGGCCGGGGGCAACCCUCUACCGGCCCAUACCGGUCCAUCCCGCUGUAUACUGGUUUAUACUGGUCUAUACUGCUCCAUACUGCUCCGUACUGGUUCAUACUGGUUUAUACUGGUUUGUACUGGUCAGUGCUGCGCUGCCUGGGCCUCCCCACCCGCACGGUGACCAACUACAACUCCGCCCACGACACCGACGUGUCCCUGACCACCGACAUCUACUUCGACGAGAACAUGAAGCCCCUGGAGCGCCUCAACACCGACUCCGUCUGGAACUUCCACGUGUGGAACGACUGCUGGAUGAAGCGGCCGGACCUGCCCGACGGCUACGACGGGUGGCAGGUGGUGGACGCCACCCCCCAGGAGACCAGCAGCGGCCUGUUCUGCUGCGGGCCGUGCUCGGUGACGGCGGUGAAGAACGGCGAGGUCUUCCUCAAGUACGACACGCCCUUCGUCUUCGCCGAGGUGAACAGCGACAAGGUGUACUGGCAGCGGCAGCCGGGCGGCGCCUUCGCCGUGGUGCACGUGGAGGAAGGGGCCAUCGGGCGCCGCAUCAGCACCGUGGGCGCCGGCUCCGGCCAGCGCCUCGACGUCACCCACCAGUACAAGCACCCCGAGGGCUCGGAGGAGGAGCGCAAGGCCGUCUCCACGGCGACGUCCCACGGCUCCCGCCCCCGCAACCGCGGCGUCCCCUCCUCGGGGGAGGUGACCCUGACGGUGGGGGCGGGGCCGGCGGUGGCGGGGGCGGAGCUGGAGCUCCGGGCGGUGCUCCGGAACCAGGGGGUGGAGCCUCGGACGCUCAAGCUCCGCCUCUCGCUCUGCGCCGUCCGUUACACCGGAGUGGCGGGAUCGCCCUUCCGGCAGGAGCAGCACCGGAGAACCCUGUCCCCGGGAGAGGAGGAGACGGUGACGAUGACGGUGACGUUCGACGAGUACCGGCCCCACGUGGGCGACCAGGACGCCCUGAAGCUGACGGCGGCCGGGGCCGUGCAGGAGACGGGGCAGGUGGUGGCCAAGGAGCUGCGGGUCCGGCUGCACACCCCGGAGCUCACGCUGACGCUCCUGGCUCCGGCCGUGGUGGGCCAGGAGACCCCGAUCCAGGUGGUUUUCCAGAACCCCCUUCCCGAGGUUCUGACCGGGACCACCCUGAGGAUGGAGGGGGCGGGGAUCGCCUGCCCCAAACCGGUGUCGCUGGGGUCGGUGGGGGCGGGGCAGACGGUGCGGCUCAGCCAAUCGGUGACGCCGCUGCGGGCCGGACGGCGCCGCCUGGUGGCGGCUCUGGAGAGCUCCGGGCUCGGGCCCCUCCACGGGAGCCUCCAGUUCGACGCCGCCCCCGCCCCAACUGGGAGCACUGGGAGCGCUGGGAGCGGCCCCGCCGAGCCGCGCCGGGGCAGGAGGAGGGCGGGCAGGAGGAGCGGCAGCACCGGGGGGUGA